This is a messenger RNA of Caenorhabditis remanei, 1416 nucleotides long. RefSeq lists its product as uncharacterized. Bases 1 to 1416 code for a protein of 471 amino acids. Gene Ontology annotation, biological process: proteolysis. Gene Ontology annotation, cellular component: mitochondrion. Lineage: Eukaryota; Metazoa; Nematoda; Chromadorea; Rhabditida; Rhabditidae. The transcript has 10 exons. The record is from RefSeq and is a predicted model, not a curated record. Gene Ontology annotation, molecular function: metal ion binding; metalloendopeptidase activity.
AUGGCUCUCCGACUUGCCGUCAGCUCUGCACUUCGCCCGGCUAUCAACAGCCAGGUGCGCAAUGCUUCUUCCGCUGUUUCGGUGAAAGAUGUCCUUGCCAAUGCACCACAAGCUGAAGUAACUACCUUGAAGAACGGAUUCCGUGUUGUCACCGAAGACAAUGGAACUGCCACUGCCACUGUUGGAGUAUGGAUUGAGACUGGAUCUCGUUUUGAGAACGAGAAGAAUAACGGUGUUGCUCACUUCCUCGAACGACUCAUCCAUAAAGGUACCGGAAAGAGAGCCUCCGCUGCUCUUGAGUCCGAGCUGAACGCCAUCGGAGCUAAACUCAAUUCUUUCACUGAGCGAGACCAAACCGCUGUUUUUGUACAAACGGGAGCUCAAGAUGUUGAAAAAGUUGUUGACAUCCUCGCCGAUGUUCUCCGUAACAGCAAACUUGAUGCUUCGACCAUUGAUUCCGAGAGAGCUACUCUGUUGAAGGAGCUUGACGCUUCCGACAAUUACCAUCAACUUGUUCUUUUCGAUAUGCUUCACGCAGCUGCCUAUCAAGGAACACCACUUGCUCUCAGUGUUCUCGGAACCAGCGAUAGCAUUCCAGCCAUCACCGCCCAACAACUGAAAGAAUGGCAAGAGGACCACUACAGACCAGUUCGCAUGGUUCUCUCUGCCGUUGGAGGAGGAGUUUCGAACGUGCCAAGUCUAGCUGAGAAAUAUUUUGGAGAUUUGAGCAAUGAAUAUCCACGAAAAGUCCCACAAGUCGACGGAACUAGAUUUACCGGAUCUGAGUACAGAUACCGUAAUGAUAAUGUUCCACACAUGUAUGCCGCAUUCGCAGUUGAGGGAGUUGGAUAUGCUCACAAAGAUGCCCUUGCUCUUCAAAUCGCUAAUCAAUUCAUCGGACAAUGGGAUGUAACUCACGCCACUUCCAGAACUGCUGCUUCGAGACUCGUUCAGAAGAUCGGACAUGAUCACGGACUUCAAAACCUCCAACACUUCAACAUCAACUAUAAAGAUACUGGAUUGUUCGGAAUUUACUUUGUGGCUGAUGCUCACGACUUGAACGACACCAGUGGAAUCAUGAAAUCCGUUGCUCACGAAUGGAAGCAUUUGGCUUCUGCUACCACUGAUGAGGAGGUUGCUAUGGCCAAGAACCAAUUCAGAACCAACUUGUACCAAAUCCUCGAGACCAACACACAAAAGGCUGGAUUCAACGCCAAAGAACUUCUUUACUCUGGACAACUUCGACAGCUUUCGGAACUUGAGGCACAAAUUCAGAAGAUUGAUGCUGGAGUCGUUCGCGAGGCUAUUUCCAGACACGUAUACGAUCGUGAUUUGGCUGCCGUUGGAGUUGGCCGCACGGAAGCAUUCCCCAACUACGCUCACGUUCGUGCCGGUAUGUCGUGGUGGAGAUUGUAA